Messenger RNA from Brugia pahangi, 864 nucleotides. Lineage: Eukaryota; Metazoa; Nematoda; Chromadorea; Rhabditida; Onchocercidae. The record is from the annotation of a GenBank genome assembly.
AUGGUUCAUAUUCAUAAUACAGCACUGGAAAAGCAAUCCGAUGAUCAUUUUCAUCAUCUUGGAAUUACGAAAAAUUCAACUGAUCUUCCGAAGAUAUUUGGCGAUGUUAAGUUUCUCUGCAUGGGUGGAAGCAUGAAACGAAUGAAAAAUUAUGCGGAAGUAUUCGCUAAAGAAUUGGGUAUAAGUAUGUCUGAUAAUUUAAGUACAACUGAUCGUUAUUCAAUGUAUAAAACAGGUCAAGUACUUUGGGUUAAUCAUGGCAUUGGUACACCAUCAACAAGUAUUGUUAUCAUUGAACUAAUCAAAUUACUCCAUUAUGCAAAUGCAAAAGAUGUAGUAGCAAUACGAUUGGGUACCUCAGGUGGUAUUGGUGUACCACCUGGUACAUUGGUACUUACAAAUGGAGCAUUAAAUGGUGAACUACAUGACAAAUAUGUUCAAUGUAUUAUGGGUAAAAAGAUUUUACGAACAAGUGUCUUCGAUGCAGAAGUGUAUCAUCAAUUAUAUAAUGUAGCACAUCAAUUACAACUACCUGUUCAAAUUGGAAAAACCUUAAGUGCUAAUGAUUUUUAUGAAGAGCAAACAAGAAUGGAUGGUGCAUUUUGUGAGUAUACAGAAGAGGAAAAAUUUGCAUUUCUCAAUCAUUUGCAUAAAUUGGGUGUACGAAAUAUGGAAAUGGAAGCAUUAGGUUUUGCAGCAUUAUUUAAUCGUGCCAAUAUAAAAGCAGCAGUAAUUUGUGUUGCUUUAUUGGAUCGAUUGAAGAGUGAUCAAGUAUUAUUGGGACAUAAUGAUUUAAAUGAAUUUGAAAUGCGUAUUUUCAAAGUAAUCAGUACAUAUAUUAAACAACAAUUGAAAUUAUACUAA